Messenger RNA from Sycon ciliatum, 1637 nucleotides. RefSeq names its product D-aminoacyl-tRNA deacylase 2-like. Lineage: Eukaryota; Metazoa; Porifera; Calcarea; Leucosolenida; Sycettidae. Gene Ontology annotation, cellular component: cytoplasm. Gene Ontology annotation, molecular function: D-tyrosyl-tRNA(Tyr) deacylase activity. Gene Ontology annotation, biological process: tRNA metabolic process. The transcript has a single exon. The record is from RefSeq and is a predicted model, not a curated record. The coding region runs from base 1012 to 1578 and encodes 188 amino acids.
UGUGCAUUUCACUUGCCACAACUGUAGUUAUGCAAUAUACUAGAUAUGCCAUUCUACACAGUUUGUACUUUUCAAAACAAGUCUCUACGACCCGGUAUGAGUACAGUCAUGUACAUCCGUGUGAAUUGGACAAUGCAAUCAUGUCCUCUGUGAGUUAUUAUAUCAGCAGUCUGGCUCUUAGUUACUGUAAGACAUGUAUAUAUAACGAGGAAGCAAAUCUAACGUUUUAACGGAUGACGUUUCUUCGUUAUAAUAAGAUCCGUUGAGGCCGUACUGCUUCAUAUAUGCUGUGUAUGGAUAUGGCAGAAUACUGCAAGAUCGUUAACAUAUCUUCUCGUUAACCUAUGAAUUUUGGACAAUCGUUAAAUUUGCGACUCGUUAUAAUAACAUGUCUUACAGUAGUUGGUAGUGUGUGAUUGUGACUAAAUAGAGCUGGGAAGUGUACGCGACAGUCAGGCCGGAGUAAUAACAAGUAAACAACGCUGACUUUUUGGAUCCACUUGCAAUCAGAUUUUGUGUGCAUCCUUACUCGUUGGGUAGUUUCCUUGAGGAUAGGAUGACAUCUGGGCCAGUACUGCUGCUGACUGGACUGCCUGUUCAGAAACACUCGCCAGCAUGCGACAUGAGGCACCUACCCUCCAGAUACUUCACUUAACAAUGAUCCUAGUGUAUCCCACUUGAUCCAGAAAUCAUUUUGUCGAUUUCUGACGUCAUCAAUUCCAAGCCAUAUAUGGCUUUGUUGUCAUGGUUACAGCAUGUAGGUCGCCGGGCCGGGGUGCAUGACCUAUAUCUGUGCAGUCAUGAGUGCAUCUCAUGAGCCAUUCCAUGCUUGUCUGGAGGCUGCUACUUGUAAUACACGUAUGUGUGUGUGUCUGUGUGCAAAGUGUGUGCUGCACUUGUAUGGAUGAUGCAUUCCCUGAUAAAAGUUUUGGCCCGGGGGUGAGGUCUGUUAUCAAAGUCACACAGUGAGUUACUUUUCAGAAAUUUACUGUCUACUGACAAGAAAGAAAGAUGGAGGAUGCACGCAGUACUAGUGGUUGUAGUGAUUGUGGUGGAGCAAUGGCCAGUGCAGAGGCAUCUCCCUCAAUUCUAGCACGUGCUGUCGUUCAGCAGUGUGUUUCUGCUCGCCUGCAAACCAACUACAACUCGGUGGGAGCUGACCAAGAGCGGGCUGAGUUUGUGCACAUUGGACGGGGAAUGGUGGUGUUCGUGUGCUUCCUGAAGCAGGCCUCUGAGGCAGUAGCAGAGCGGCUUGCGCUGAGCGUGCUGAAAGCGCGGCUGUGCGAGAGCGCUGACAGUGGGAAGAAAGUGUCAGUCCUGGAUUGCUGUGGUGAUGUACUGAUUGUACCUCAAGCUACGCUGGGCGGUGUCCUCAAAGGAAAGCAGUUCCAGUAUCAUAAGAACAGCAGUCCGGAGCAGGGAAGCAGCUUGUUUGAGAAGUUCUCCAAUGUAGUCAAACAGACCAUGCAGUCAGGAAAAGCAGAGCGCACGGGCACUGUGGCUGUCGGCACGUAUGGCAAUCGCCAGGUUCUCUGUAUGGAAACGAACGGCCCUUCCACUCAUAUCAUUGAUCUGUGACCGGAGCCGCUAAAUAGUGCUCACUGCUAUGGUGCUCUUUAUCACUGCUUUCUUUCCCA